UGCGUCGAGCGGCGGUUGAGUUAGCGGCAUUGCAUUUCGUUGCAACAAUGACGUGUGUAAGCAAUAUGUGCACUUUUGACGAAUAAAUUUACGCGCGUGUAGCAAAUGUAUUGAUGUAAUUUAGGCAAGAAAUACGGAGAAAAUUUGCUUGAAGUUGUUGUGGCAGGCGAAAUAGUUAAGUUGAAAAAAAAUUUAAUGAUAUAAAAGAAAAUGUGAACGAAAAUAUAAAUUCUGAUGAACUGAAAAAUUGUUGGCAACAAAAUUUUACCAAAAACUUUACUCAAGAAAAAGUAUGUUAAAAAAGAAUACUAAGUUGAAGCGCAAAAUAAUGAAAUAAAAAAAAUUAAAAAUUUUUAAAACUCUUUAAGGAGAAAAAAGACCGAAUGGAGCCCCCGCGUGUGAUUGUUUUAAUAAACAUACUUGAUUUUUGCUGAUAGUUAAGUUUAAACAACUCCUGAAAGGUUUACGAGGUCAAAUGACACGACCGUCUGCCUACGCAACAAAAAUGAAGAUACUAUCAAUAGCUAGUCAAAAGGUUCAAUCAAACGGGAGAAAUUAAAUUCGCACGUGUAAACGCCAAUUUUCUAAAAACAACAACUGCAACAACAGCAGAGAAAAGCAAUGAGCCAACAUAACAAAUUUAGGCCACACAGACAACCAACAUGAACAUGAAAACAAAAUAAUCAAAGAAAGCGAAAGCAAAUGUCAGCAACAAUAACAAGCAAUAAGCAACAACACACUUGCGUUAAAAAGGAAAUUAGCUCAACAACUGAAAUUACCACGCUGGAAGUUUGAGAAUACGCCUAGCUGCACACAGCACGCUUCCAGCGCAACAUGAAUUGUUGCUUGGCAACAUGUUGCUAGGCGCUGUCGGCAACAAAAUAGCAACGCUGGCGAUGACGGUGUCGUGUUAAGCGAAGUGGAAGUCGCAAGCAACAGACAGGAAAACCAACAAACGAAGCGGCGAACGCGUGAGGGUGUGUGAGCGCGCCUGCAUAUGUGUGUGUGUGCGUCUGUAGGCAGCGAAGUGACAACAUUUUGAGGGCGCGACAAGCAACAGCCACAGACUCAAAGUAGCUGGUGGUGUUGGAGCGCAGCUGACUGGAUGUGUGGAGCUGGCUGGCUGGCUAGCGGUAAAGUGGCGUUCGUGCUUGCUCGUGCGGUUAGUCGUAUGCUUGACGGUUCCGGAGCGGGUUUGUGUUAACGGAAGAGCGCAAAGUACAACAAAUUUCGUAUGCGAACAAUUGUGGAAUUUAUGAAAGGCGAAAGAUUGUCGUGUCGGUGGCUUAUGGAAAAAAGACAGAGUGAAUCAAGUGCUUGAAAAUUUUCAUGAAGCUAUUUAACGGUACUGCGGUUUUAAAUCGUUUCAAGGGUGAUUAUUUGCAUUUAUUAAGGAAAAUUAAAAUAAACAGUGUUUAAAAAAAUUUUGAAAAUUAAAAUUAUUAAAAAAAAAAAAUAAAAAAAGAAACAACAACAAAAAUUAGUUUUCUGUAAUAGCCUUGAGCAAAAAAGUGCAACAAUUGACCACUGCCAAGUGUUUCGACUGAUUUUAUUAAACUUGCAACAUGAACUAAAAAUAUAUGCUUAUAUAUGUAUGUAUGUAUGUAUGUAUGCACCUAGUGUGAAGCGCGUACGGGAAAAUUAAAAAGUGGAGAAACUGUGAAAAAGGUUCAAAUCAAAUUGUGAAAAGUGACAAAGUGUUAACGCCACUGGUGACAUUUAGUCUGUCGAGCGCGUAUAUACGCACUCACACACACACACGCACGUAAAUUAACAAUUUAACGCAGCUUGACAUUGCCAGCAUUGUGGUUGCGGCAACUUUUACCGCUCGACUAUCGCUGUGUGUCGGCCUGUCCGUCGCACUGUCUGCUUGCCGUGUUCUUCGCACUUAAUUAAUGUCAAGUGGGCAUCACUUGCAUUAUGCAAUUUAAGGCGACAACUCGUUUCGCGUACGCAAACUGCAGCAAAAUUAACAACAACAAAAGUGAAAACAACAACAUCAACUCGAGCAAUUACAGCGAAAGCAGCCACGACAACAGCAGCAGCAACCAUAACAACAACAACAGGACUGUCGUAGAGCGUCGUGAUUUCGCGUUGAUCUAUGCACAGCUACAUGCAAAGCAGCAACAACAAACGCAGCAACAACAAAAUAAACAACUAGUGCAACUCCGCGUGGCACACAAAAUGCAAACUACAACAAAUACAAAUACGGAAGUAAACUGCAUUUGCGCGUCACUACGUGGCAACAACAACAACAACAACAAAAGCUGUUGCAACAACAACCACAGCAAAAACUUCAACUCACAAAGUGACGCAUACACCAGCACAGCCGCGACAAUAGUUUGCAACAUGGCAGCUGCCACAAUCCCAACAGCAAUGACUGAUGACAGUGGGUGUUGCAAGUGUGCAAGCAGCAACAAUAUGCAGCGUUGCGGCAAAGAUGUUGAUUACAUUGCUGCUGCUGCACCAGCUCCGGCCGCGGCAAUGGCGGUGGCGUGCGCCGAACGACCAACGCCAACACAAUGUUGCAAGCACGACAUGCAAGACAGCCUUAGCAAGUACAAUAAGAACAAUCAGCACAUAUGUGCAGUUAACUGGAAAAACAAUUUUGUGGCAAGUGAAAGUGCGAAGAAAGAUUGCAAACAUUCCGCAGUGAUUAGAAGCAGCGGCGGCAGCAGCAGCGGCGAAAAUUUACUGGCAACAGCAGCGGCAGCAGCUGAAAUUAAAACCAAAAUAACAACAAAAACAACCAGCAUGCAUACCGCAUUCGACAUUGGCAACUGGAAGAGCAUAUGCGCUAUGAUGUUGUUGUUAUUCUGCUUUACAUGGCAUGAUUACGCUCAGGCCGCUCUCAGCAACGUCAGCUUAUAUAUUGAGCCACCAGCGGUGCGUCGUGGUCAGUCGGUCAUUUUGCGCUGUCAGUAUUCGCUAGAAGGUGCGCCACUUUAUUCGAUCAAAUACUAUCGUGGCAAUUAUGAGUUCUACCGUUACACGCCGGGUGAAUUUCCAAAUGUGAAACACUUCCAAUACCCGGGCAUUAAGGUGGAUGAAGUUAUCUCCAAUGCCACACAAGUUGUUAUACGCGACGUGAAAUUCACUUUAUCCGGCAACUUUUCCUGCGAAGUCACGGCCGAUGCACCACUCUUCUCCACCGCCACCGCCUAUGCGCAAGUACAAGUUGUGGAAUUUCCCGAGAAGCGUCCGCAACUCUUUACCGAACACGCGCGUUAUGAACCAGGCGACAUCUUGCGCGCCAACUGCAGUACACCACCCUCGAGACCACGCGCCGACCUACAAUUUACGCUCAACAAUAUACCGGUAUCAACGGGCGAAACGCAAUACAUCAGAACGGUUGACAAUUUAAUAGCGUCGAGACUGAGCCUGAAACUGCAAUUGCAUGCAGCACAUUUCGUUGCCGGCAUUAAUACCCAGCACUUGAUGAAUCACCUGGGCGGCAGUCAGGCGGCUAUGGGUGUAUCCUAUAAUACAGGUGUUGGUGGUGGCGCUAGCGGUGUUGGCAAUGGCGGUUUGGUUUUGCGUUGCACAGCACAAAUUGGUAAUUUGUAUCAGGAGUACAAGGAAAUCGAAUUGGGCACACCGCAAAAGGAUCCAGUGCCCGCACGAGUGACAUUGUCAUCCGGCUCUAGUCUGCGUAAUUUCUUCGAAUACUUCUCGGCGGCCAGCUCCGCCGCCUCGACGACGGCCACAUUCACGACGCAGAGCAUAGCGCAUCCAUUGAAAUUGACAGUAUUGGCAGGUGCUGUAUGGCGCUCGCAAGCGCUGCUCCUCGGCAUGGCAGCUGGCCUGGCCGGUGCUUACAGCACAUUAAGGCUGAAGCCAGCCACCAACGUCAGCAGAUAGUUCAAUCGCAGCAGAUCGAACGCAUUAAUGCAAUGAAGACGAUGGCAGUCGAGGUGGCGAAAUGGAAGCUAUUGGCUGAAGGAUGGCCUGUGAAAAAGCUGAGCCAAGCUAUCUAGGAGACCAAAAGCGGAGGAGCGAAGCAUAAUUAUAGGCGAUGCAACAAAAGCUUUUAAUUGCAAAGGCGAAAGCGAAACGGUGAAGACACAAAAAGCGCACGCGGCGGAGAGACGAUACUAUAAGUCAGUUUAUUUAAGUAAUGAAAAACACAAGCACACAUACACACACAUGCAUAUAUACACGCGUAUACAUAGUGUCUACACGAUAAUUAAGUUAAUUAGGCAGAGCUUAAGAAUUGAACUGCUGUUGGCAAAUAAAUGAGCGAAAAGUUAAUAACUUUUUGUUGUUGUUUUUGUCCUUUUUUUAACGGCAUAUUGAAGUAUGCGAGAUUUGCAUGUUUGUAAUUGAAUAUUGUUAAUUCUGUUCUGUACAAUUUACCAUGUUAAUUAUGCAUAAGUGAGAAAAAACAACAAAACAGAGAAAAAACACAUUUAGCAAAUAAGGCAAAGAAAUUAAAUGAAAAAUGCAAAACAAAUAAAUAUAAUACUUACAAUAAAAAAAAUAUUCUAGGUGUUAAUUAUUGUGGAAUAAUUGAUAUUAAAUAAAUAUUUGUAAAUAGUAAAUGCGCACGCAAUCUAACGGUUAAGCAAAAUAAACAAAGGCGAAAGUAAUUAAUGCAAAUAAACACCAAUACAUAUACACUCGCAUAUACACAUACACGUGCACACGCAAAGCUAUGUAAAUCAAAUAGUGGCUAGUUUAAAUCUUCUACAAAUAUUUUGGUUGAACAACGCCUUGCGAGUACUAGAGAACUCAUAAGGAAUGUUCAGAAAAGCAAAUAAAAUGUUUUUCCAUAACAAAUCAAUUUAAAAUAUUAUUUGUAGUGAGUAUACAUAUAUUCACUUAAUUAAAUUUUUUUAUAUUACAACUAUUUAAAUCUUCAUUUAUCUUUUUAAGAUUUACUCAUUUGAUACUCAGCAAAAAUAAGUUUAUAUUAGUAUUAAAAAUAAAAAAAUAAUUACUUAAAAUUACCUAUAGUUUAUUUCGGUACAUUUUGUAAGUUAUAAUACAAUAUUUUUUCAUUAAAACAAAUUUAUUCCUCCAAAUUUUUUCAUAUUUUAUAAAUGUCCAAAAAAUAUUAAUUUAAUAAAUACUCAGAUUUAUCAAAUAGCUUAGAAAGCUCGUUUUAAUAAAAGCCAUUAUACAUAGAUAAAGAUUUAAUGUAUAGGGUGCUCCAUUUUGAGCUUUUCUACUUUUUUAAACAAAAAGCUCAAAAAAUUCAGAUUUAAAGGGGAAUGUUUGUUAUCAUUCGAAAAAACAUUCUUUGGCGUUUACUUUUUAAAAAUUAUCUUUAUCAAAUGUUGGCUGCAGCUACGGCUCAGAUGUCCUAUCCGUUAAGUCCAAUUUUCGAUGACUCGUUCGACUAUUUCGACUGGUAACUGGCGAAUGACACGCGUGAUGUUUUGCUUCAAGGCCUGAAUCAAAGUCCGCAUAGAUUUUAUACUUUACAUAUCCCUAAGUGCGCCAAGUCGUUUCCAUACGUCAGUCCGAGUUGCUACCAACGGUGUCGAAUCGACUCUCCACGGUCUUCGUGUACACUCUCAGCUUUGGCUGCUAUAUUUUCUUCAAUGCGUGCUGGGCAUCGUCUAUUCGGUUGAAUAUUAUUCAGUAAUGAAUGCUGGGUCUCAAGAUAGGUGAUGGUGUUGCGAUUAGUUAAAAAAAGGCUAUUGAAAAAAGUACCUCUUCUGGAAUCACCCGUUAUAAAAAGUAAUGUUGGCGUAUUAAAAAAGCAUACCUGUGUAACUUAGUAUUAAUUUAUAUUCUUUAAGAACACAUAGUAAAAUCAUUGAAGCAAAAAAUUAAAUUCUUCUUUACAAACAAUCUCCCACAGCGCUAACAAAAGUCCUCCGGUGACGCAGUGAUUUUGACCUUCUUUAUGGGUGAAGCCAAAUAAAAAUUCGUUUGUCCUUUAUUUUAGUGCCAAAAUUGCUCAAAUUCGCCUCAAAUUCAGCGUCGUGUCGGAGACAAUGAACUCAAGAUAUGUCGAACUAUGUCCACGAUGACCAAAGACCAGACUCCAGAGGAUCAUAACUGCUGACGAAUCGUGGGCUUAUGUUUAUGACGCGAAAACUAAAGCUCAGCCAUCUCAAUGGAAGUUUCCGCGUGAAGUUCGAAUGUGAUCGUUUUGUAACGGUUUUCUGCGAUUGCGAAGGCGUCGUGCUUCAUGAGUUCAUGCCAAAGACGGAUUUGUGGGACUACAGAAAUUGGCUUCGCACCAUGAUGACGGCCCUGCUCACGCAUCGUUGAUUGUGAGCGAAUAUUUGACCGCAGCCACCGUCUUUUCCAGAACUGGCUCCCUGUGACUUGUUUUUUCUCCACACUGAAGAGGCCCAUGUCAUGACGACGUUACGCUUCGCUUGAGUAGAUACAAACUACAUCGAAAAAGCAGCUAAACAAGAUCACGAAAUAUGUUUUUUUAAGUGCAGUUGCAGAAGUGGAAUAUAUAGAGUGGUGAUUACUUUGAAGGGGAGAAAAUAUAUAUUUAGAAAUUUGAAACUUUUUCAACAAAUUAUUUUUAACAAACCUCGAGUCUCAAGCGACUUUCAAAAAUGUAGUUUAAGGAUGAACUAAUGAAUUGAGAUGCAACAGCAGAAAGCAUUAAUUGUUAAGUGAAAAGAACCUGAAAGUAUAUAGAUAUAGAUAAAUUUUGUAAAACUUAAUUGCACAAAUAUUUCAAUUAAAAAUUCAAUUCGCAGAUUCAGUUAUAAAAUGCUGGUACUUCUGCAUUAGCAAAAAUCAAGAUGGAGCUUUCUUUAAGGGUCUGAAAACUGUCAAACUUAUACUUUAAUGGCAGGGUAAGAAAUAUUUGCGCACUAGCAAACAAGAAUUGAUAAAUUUUCCUUCAAAAUUCUUAUAAAGAUAGCAUAUCCCUGCUGCGGGAUUAUAUAAUUUAACAUAAUUACUUAGUGAGGCAAAGCAAGUGCUCGAUUAUCUUAAGUUAAUUAUUGUUUAGAAGAAAUGAGUUUCAUAUUUAACAUGUCAUUGAAUUACUUCACUAUUUUCAUAAUUUUUAUUAAAAGGUUCUUUUGAGUGCUUUAUUGUAUUAAAGAAGCACAGUGCCUCUGAAAAAAAAAACAAAAUAAAUAGCAGUCAGUCAGCACUGAAUGUUUUACCUUGCUUUAAUAUCGAAGCAUCUAUUGCAACUGUUCUACAAAUUUCAAGGAGCUUUUCACACCCUGUCACUUUCGCAAAAAGCCAAAUCCUAAGCUGAGUAUACAGGAAAUUUAAAUUUAAUGAAUCGAAGCCAGUCAUUCUGUUAGGGAUUUGUAAUAGAAUUAGUAUUUCAGAAUAAUUCCAGCCCUUCAUUGACAAGAAUUAUUUGUUAAGUAUUUAGUUCAAAGUUUUAUACCGUUUUCAGUCCCACAUUUCUCACGAAGUCAAACGACGCUUCUAAAUAAUAAAAUUAAGUAAUCUUAUAUUUUUAACAGAAUAAAAACCUAGUUCGCAUUUAUGUGAAGAAAAGUUAACUGAAAUAUAUAUUUUUUUUGUUUAUGAAAUAAAUUGCGAGCUUCUUAACCAAACUUACUAACAUAGCAUAUUAUAUUGGACAGUUUUCGUCAGAAAGUUGACUGCCUAGAAUCUUUUAAAAGAUUAUACGGCAGAAACAUUUACUAGUUCCAAAGUUCUGCUUGAAUAAGCAGUAGCACAAAUUAGCUCUCGGUGGUCCGUUCGAGUGAUUUUGGUGCAUAGUUUGGGUAUGAAACGCGUUCUUUCUGGACUCGUCCCUAUAAAACUAAAUUUUUUUCAAAAAAAGUAGAGUAAAAAGGUUGUCUUUUGGACAUGCUUGAUCGACUGAAUUCCGAUACCACAUUCAUAAAGAGCAUUAUAACUGCCAAUGAGACACGAGUUUAUGAGUUUGACAUACACACAAGUCAACAAUCAUUGGAAUCGGACCCGUGUUACGUCUGCUGGGGAUUACUUUGAAGGCGAAAAAUAAAUACUGAUGAAAAAUUUAAUAUUUUGCGUUUUACUUUCUGUUUUAUUAAACUUAAGUAGAAUUUGUUUUUUUUUUUCAAUAUUUGGUACCGCAUAUUUUUCUGCUGUUUCAACCUAAGCUUCUGUAUACAAAGCUGAAGUAAAUCUUCUGAACUUGUCUUAAAAUUUAAAGAGUAUUUUACAUUAUGUUCGCGCUUAAACCAAAAAAUUAUGCAGACUCAAGAAUUUUUUUUGCAGUUAUAAAGUAUAAAGUAUAAAUUGAAUUAAAUAUAUAUGUACAUAAACCAAAGAAAUGUAAUUGUAUGAUUAAAAGCAUGUUGAAUUGUUUCAAAUGAUUUAAAAAAUACAAGAAAAAAAGCUUUUAAAAACAUGUGUUUAAAAAACAACUGUUAUACAGACAUAAAUGUUUGCAAUUAAGUACAUAUGUAUGUUAACACUCGCAUUUACAUGCAUGUACAGGGUGAGCCAAUUUUUAUUUUUAUAUGUAGGUUAAGGCAGAUUAGAUCAUGACAUUGACAUGUAAAAUAAUUUUAAAAGUUUUUAGUCGAUCGAGUUGGUACCAAGAUAUGUCUAACUUCAACUCAGUUAAAUUGUCGGCAUGAGACACUUCACUCCGCAAUAAUAAACUGGAAUAUUGGCGAUUUGGAUUGAGUUGAUUUUGAUGAGGCACGAAACUCAUUUCAUAAUAUUGUGUCUGACUACGUUAUUAAAAAAAUGAAUUUUGGUAUCCACUGUAGGUCUCUAAAACAUGACCAAAUUGUGAAUGAAUAGUAGCGUGUUUGCGAAAAAUAACAUUUUUGUUAGUUAGUUGCCCAGCUUUAUGAAAUAGUCAAUAGAAAUUGAUAAUUAUGGUCUUAGCUCUAUAUAUACAUAAUGCAACAAAAUCACCCAAAAUGAUAUUUCAAAAAACGUAUUUUACUAAGUUCGUAUGACUGUCCUCAAUUACUAUGCCUAAUAUGAGCGCUACCUGUCAAACAGUUUGCUUUAUUUCUAAUCAAAUUUCGUGGACGGAAUUGUUGUGAAUGAUGGAAAAGCCUUACCGUGGUUUAGUUUCAUCAAAUACACAAACAUAUGGGUGGUACUAAACUUUCAAAGGCGUUAGAGGAGUCGGACAUAUUCAUGGAGAGCAUUAUAACUGGUGAUGACACUUUGGCUUAUGAGUUUGACAUACAAACAAGUCGAAAAUCAUCGGAAUGGAACCCAUUUUCGUUCGAUCGAAGAGAUAAAACAAAAUUCGCUGAAGGAGCUGAAGGCCAUUCCAAAAUGUGCUUAUGAAAAGUUGGGGGGGUGGGGAUUAUUUUGAAGGCAACAAAAAAAUACUGAUAUUUAAUUAAAUAUUAUUAUUUACAAUUUCCGGUUACUUUUUUAUAACAAUGUAUAUUCCAUGUACGUAGAGACACGUUGCGAAAAAAACUAUUUUCUUUCUGCCACAAAAGCUUCAAAUACAUAAAACCAAUAACAAAAAGAGGUGACGGUGACUAUUCGUACAGAUCAACAAUUGGACUACGUCUGAUAUAUUUUUGUGGAGGGAUCUGAAAAGCACUGUUAAUCCAGUAAACUGCAAACAGCGCUCUAACACUGGACAUUUUGGAAAAGUAAUGGAACUUACAGCAAAAUGAUCCUGUGGCCAAUAGAAUCGGCCAAUCGAUUCAUGUUGUAUUCAAACAAAUCGCUCAAUGAGGCCUAAAUAUAAAUAUCGCGUUUAAAAAAGGUUAGCAUUUUUUUCAAUUCUUUUCUCUAUUUUCAUACUAACACCAAAGAUGACACACCCUGUACAUAAAAACCUUUAAAUAAUAAUCAAAUACGCAUAAGUAAUGAAA
This is a messenger RNA of Bactrocera neohumeralis, 9734 nucleotides long. RefSeq lists its product as uncharacterized. The record is from RefSeq and is a predicted model, not a curated record. NCBI's taxonomy places the organism in Eukaryota, Metazoa, Arthropoda, Insecta, Diptera, Tephritidae. The coding region runs from base 1921 to 3861 and encodes 646 amino acids. The transcript is spliced from 7 exons.